Messenger RNA from Rhodamnia argentea, 1449 nucleotides. RefSeq lists its product as uncharacterized. Lineage: Eukaryota; Viridiplantae; Streptophyta; Magnoliopsida; Myrtales; Myrtaceae. Bases 204 to 950 code for a protein of 248 amino acids. The transcript has 4 exons. The record is from RefSeq and is a predicted model, not a curated record.
UUCCUCCUACCCUCCUUCCUCAUAAUUAGAUCCCGAGAGCGAGAGAGAGGUGUCCCAAAAGCAAAGAAGAGGAACAAAUCUUGUGCUGUCCCAUUUUCUCUCCCCUCCCUUCCCCUUUCCCGGAAAACGGAGGGAAAACCGAGAGAAAACGGAGGAAAGGGAAGGAAAGUUCGAAACUUCGGGGGAGAGAGGGGGAGGCAGCGAUGGACAAGAAUGUGACAGUGGGUUCGAAGUUCCCUUUGAGCUUUUGGGAGCUGACAAUGGCGACCCUGGUCAUCAUGGGCUUCGUUUUGGGACUCGCCGGCGUUUAUCUCACCAUGCCUGACUCGGAUUACAGCUUCCUCAGGUUGCCUCGCAGCCUCGAGGAUCUCCAUAUUCUCCGAGACAAUCUUGAGGGCUACACAAGUGACUAUACGCUGCAGGUCCUCGUUGGUUACUGCAUCAUCUACAUAUUCAUGCAGACUUUUAUGAUUCCUGGAACGGUUUUCAUGUCUCUGCUUGCUGGAGCUCUGUUUGGUGUUUUCAAAGGCGUAGCUCUUGUAGUUUUCGCUGCCACUGCAGGAGCUUCUUCAUGCUAUUUCCUAUCUAAACUGAUUGGACGGCCCAUUAUCUUCUCUCUGUGGCCUGAAAAGCUGCAUUUUUUCCAAGCUCAGGUGGCGAAGAGAAGAGAGCGGCUAUUGAACUAUAUGCUCUUCUUGAGGGUUACACCAACCUUGCCAAACACAUUCAUAAAUUUCGCUUCCCCAAUAGUUGAUGUACCUUAUCACACUUUCUUUCUGGCUACAGUCAUUGGAAUCAUACCUGCUGCUUAUGUUACUGUCCGGGCUGGGAUUACUCUGGGAGAGCUGCGAUCCGUUGGGGAUCUCUAUGAUUUCCAAUCGAUCGCUACCCUCUUCUUCAUUGGAGUCAUCUCCAUCACCCCCACGCUGAUGGGCAAGAACGAAUCAUAGCGAUUGCUGGCUUAACCUCCCAAGGCUAGCUGUCUGGUUCCACCUCCACUGUACAUAUAACCAUCAAUCCAAGUACAGCUGUUGCUGUUUCUGUUCCUUAACAAGGUUGAAAUCUGCACCCACUUGAAACAAUCAGGAAAAGCAUGUUGCUCACCGCGACUCGGCUACAGGAAAAGAGUGAUGUCGACUUUAAUGGUUGAAGGGGGGGUAAAAGCUGGUUUGGCAUUUCCGGCUUGGAGCCAAACUUUGAGUCCUUCACAUCAAAUAAAGACAUCUUGAUCCCAUAGGGAUCCUUAUAAUGUUCUAGACCGAUGCUGGUAAGUGAUGGCUGUCUGGCUGUUGUAUAUCUAAUGUUACGUGGAUGAUUUGUAGCUUGUGCGUUAGAUAAUCUCAAUCCCUCGUUUAUUGUAUCGCGAUUUCCCUGCCUGAAUGAUUCGUAGCCUUCAAUGACCAAAUGCUAAUUCGCUGCCUGAAUGAAUAGUGAUUGUAUGAUUUGCUA